UGUUAACAUUUGCCUUAUUUUCAGUGAUGGAAGCAAAAUACAGCAUUUAUGUUCCAUGUCACAUGGCCGCUUCUAUCAUACUUCUGUGAUGUGUGGGUCUUCUGUGUGUGUUAGUAGUGUGGGAAAUCCAGUGUGAGAGAAGUCUGGGAGGGGCAUAGAGGGGGAGGCCCCUUCUGUCCCAUUGAUAACAGGUUCAUUCAGAGAGGACCGUUUAAAACAGACUAAUCCCUUACGCAGUCAUUCGCUCUGCUCUGAUAGGACCCCUCCAUCUCCUCUAGAAUUCGAUCCAAGGAUGCUCCUCUCCUUGUGCUGCCUGCACUGAAGCCCCAAGGACCCCAGAAGAGUGGGAUGGCCACCGCAGGCAGGAAUCCUCCGAGGCCCUCGCCGCUGAGGCUGCUGCUGCUGCUGCUGGGAUGCUGCCUCCUCGCGGCUGCCCGAAAGGACAAGGGGGCUGCUCGUAGGGAGGGGACCCCGGCCUCGGGCCCCACGGGCGGUUCCUCGGGUCGCUUCGUGAGCCCAGAGCAGCACGCGUGCAGCUGGCAGCUCCUGGUGCCAGCCCCGGGGACGCCGACGGGCGGCGAGCUGGCCCUGCGCUGCCAGGCCCCGGGCGGGGCUCGCCUGCACUGCGCCUACCGCGGGCAUCCCGAGCGCUGUGCGACCUCCGGCGCCCGGCGCUCGCACUACUGGAGGCGGCUGCUGGGCGCGCUGCGUAGGAAGCCGCAACCCUGCCUGGACCCCGCGCCGCUGCCACCGCGCCUGUGCGCCCGCAAGAAGGCCGGCGCCGAGCUGCACCCACCCGCUCACCCCACCCUGUCGGCGCGUCCAGCCGAGCAUCCCCGGCCCAGGGCGCGGAGCCGGGCUCGGCCGCGACAGCCGGUUCGCUCUCCGAGCUCGCCGCCCGAGGAGAAGCCCUCGAGGGCGAAGACCAGCGCGGGUGGGAGGAAGGCGGGCUCGGACCGGGUCCCGGAGCCUCCCGCGGUGGCCGAGCUCCAGCCCGACGGGCUGGACCAGAACGCCGAGCUCACCGAGACCUACUGCGCCGAGAAGUGGCACUCCCUCUGCAACUUCUUUGUCAAUUUCUGGAAUGGCUGAGGUUGCGGGCCUGGCGGGGGCACCAGGGGCAGCUGCCGCGGAACAGAGGGCACUGAAGCCGGGGCGGGAGGCUCGGGGCGUCUUAGACCGUGGGAACCGGGAUGGAGAGUAGGCAGGAGUCCGGGUUUCCAAAAUGGGGCCUGGGUCAGGGUAGGGAGAAUCUGAGACAGCAGAGGAGUACACACGUUUUGAAGCAUCUCAAUUCUGAUUUGAGAGCAGAAGAAGUAGUGGAAACGGAUAGGUUUAUAUUAAGUUUGCAAAAACUGUAGACUAGAGAGAGAAGCUGAAGAUAGGGACUGCCGUGACUAAAGAGGUGCGAAUCUCUCCUAGGAAGUGAGAUACAAAGUCUAUUAACACAUUAUUAUUAAAAUGUAACUGUGAGUAAGAGCCCCAGCCAGGCUGAAUUGUUCAGUCUUCUGGGCUGACAGGUUUUUCCCCACCCCUUUUUCUGGAUUGUUAUCAACUCUGGGUGUGACAGCAUCACACUUUCUAUGUGGAUUGAACCUUAUAGGUAAAAAAUAAAUCCAAGAAUGGGUUAUCAGGACAACUGCAUUUCAGUUCCUUUAGCAUUGCUACUUUGUAUUGAAUUUCGAAUAUACUGUCCUGAAAGUUCCUUAACUACCUAAAAUCAGAAGUGAAUUUUAGAAGUUCAGUGCUCUCCAGAUCAUCAAAUACAAACGAAAAUCCCCAAGUCUUUACAUUUGAUCACUCUUAAAACUCAGAUAAAAUGUAGACUUGUAUCUCAGUUGGUGGGCCCUUAUCUCUUGUGCAAUUAAAUUCAAUUUUUUCACUUUUAAUAUGAUGUAAUGAUCAUCUUUAAUAAAAAAACUGCUGGACUUAGAAAAUGA
Messenger RNA from Peromyscus leucopus (white-footed mouse), 1940 nucleotides. RefSeq names its product fibroblast growth factor binding protein 3 (gene Fgfbp3). Bases 349 to 1092 code for a protein of 247 amino acids. Gene Ontology annotation, biological process: cell-cell signaling. The record is from RefSeq and is a predicted model, not a curated record. The transcript has 2 exons. Gene Ontology annotation, molecular function: growth factor binding. NCBI's taxonomy places the organism in Eukaryota, Metazoa, Chordata, Mammalia, Rodentia, Cricetidae.